AUGAGCACUCCAAGAAUGGUCUCCCCUUCUUCCUCGAAGACGCCGCCACCCACCGCAGCGGCCGCCCACCGACUGCCCCGCCGCCACCGCCUCUCCGCGGUUGUUGCUGCUUCAACGAGGAGGCAAGCUGCCGGAGCAGGACUACCCCACCCGGGCGGUGCGGCGGCGGGGGGGGUGGGCUCCAUCUGGGUAAACCCGAGCGCCGCACCGCGCCCCGGCGUGGCCAGCCGCACUCUCCGCCGCCUCGUCGAGCUCGACAACCUCGACGCCGCGCUGCAUCUUCUCCUCGGCGGUCCCUCCUCCACCUCCACUCCCGCGACCUCGGACUCGGCGCCGGAGCCGCCGUCUGUCAUCAGCAGCAACAUCCUCAUCAAGAAGCUCUGCGCCCGCCGCCACCUCGCCGACGCGGAGCGCGUGCUUGAGGCGCUCAAGGCCUCCGGCGCUGCCGACGCCGUCUCCCACAACACCCUCGUCGCGGGUUACUGCCGCGACGGCAGCCUCGGGGACGCGGAGCGCGUGCUCGAGGCGGCUAGGGCAUCCGGCGCCGCGAACGUAGUCACCUACACCGCCCUCAUCGACGGGUACUGCGGCUCCGGGCGCCUCGCCGAUGCCCUGCGCCUCAUCGCCUCCAUGCCCGUGGCGCCGGACACCUACACCUACAAUACCGUGUUGAAGGGCUUGUGUUGUGCUAAGCAGUGGGAGGAGGCCGAGGAACUCAUGGGGGAGAUGAUCCGGAAUAAUUGCCAUCCGAAUGAGGUGACCUUUGCCACACAGAUCCGUGCUUUCUGCCAAAAUGGGUUGGUUGACCGAGCUGUGGAGCUUCUUGAUCAAAUGCCAAAGUAUGGGUGCACGCCUGAUGUUGUCAUAUACAGUACGCUGGUUAAUGGAUUCUCAGAGCAUGGGCGUGUAGAUGAUGCACUCAAGCUAUUGAGCACCAUGUUAUGCAGGCCUAACAUGGUUUGUUAUAAUGCUGCAUUGAAGGGUUUAUGUAUUGCUGGGCGAUGGGAGGAAGUUGGGGAGCUCAUAGCUGAAAUGGUUAGGAAAGAUUGCCCACCAAAUGAUGCGACAUUUAGUACGCUGAUCAAUUCCUUAUGCCAAAACAGGUUGGUUGAAUAUGCGAUUGAAGUUCUUAAGCAAAUGCAGAAGUAUGGAUAUAUGCCUGGUGUUGUUAGUUACAACACAAUCAUCAGCUGUUUUUCUGAACAAGCAUGUGCAGAUGAUGCCCUCAAGUUACUAAACAGCAUGCUAUGCAAGCCUGACACAAUUAGCUUCAAUGCUGUGCUGAAAUGUUUAUGUAGAGCCGAACGAUGGAAUGAUGCUGCGGAGCUUAUGGCUAAGAUGUUAAAGGAGAAUUGCCAUAUAAAUGAAAUGACUUUUAACAUACUCAUCGAUUCACUAUGCCAAAAUGGACAGGUCAAGGAUGCCAUUGAAAUGUUUGAGCUCAUGCCAAAGUAUAGAUGUACGCCUGAUAUUGUCACAUACAGUAGCCUUAUUAAUGGCUUUUCUGAACAAGGACUUGAUGAAGUGGCCUUUGAUUUGUUCAGAAGCAUGCCAUGCAGGGCUGAUAUAUUUAGCUACAAUGCUACAUUGAAGGGUUUGUGUAUGGCUGCACGAUGGGAUGAUGCUGGAGAGCUUAUAGCUGAUAUGGUCACAAAAGAUUGUCUCCCAAAUGAAGUGACAUUCAAUAUACUAAUCAAUUCCUUGUGCCAAAAAGGACUGGUCAAUCGUGCAAUUGAGGUUUAUGAGCAAAUGCCCAACUAUGGAAUUACACCUGAUAUUUUCACAUAUAAUGCUCUUCUCAAUGGCUACUCUGGACAAGGCUGUUUGGAUGAUGCCGUCAAGUUCUUGAGCACCAUGCCUUGUGAGCCUGACACCAUUUCCUAUAAUUCUAUACUGAAGGGUUUGUGUAGGGCUGAGCGCUGGAAAGAUGCAGAGAAACUUGUCACUGAGAUGCUUAGAAAGAAUUGCACUCCAAAUGAAGUAACAUUCAAGUAUGCUAAUCAAGUAUUUAUCAAAUAG
Molecule: messenger RNA, 2019 nt
Organism: Miscanthus lutarioriparius
Lineage: Eukaryota; Viridiplantae; Streptophyta; Magnoliopsida; Poales; Poaceae
Source: the annotation of a GenBank genome assembly